This is a messenger RNA of Naegleria gruberi, 1644 nucleotides long. RefSeq lists its product as uncharacterized. The transcript has a single exon. Bases 1 to 1644 code for a protein of 547 amino acids. Gene Ontology annotation, cellular component: cytoplasm. Gene Ontology annotation, molecular function: allantoinase activity. NCBI's taxonomy places the organism in Eukaryota, Heterolobosea, Eutetramitea, Acrasida, Naegleriidae. The record is from RefSeq and is a predicted model, not a curated record. Gene Ontology annotation, biological process: purine nucleobase catabolic process.
AUGACCGAUAAGAAGAUAACCUCAUCAUCAUCCAACAACACUGGAGACGAGAAGGAUGAGAAGGCAAGUUUCACCACUGUUGCAGACAAUGUAUUGAAAAAUAGACGUUCUCAGGGGAAUAAGGGAGAAGAUGCUUCGGAAUCGACAACAACUUCUACAACGAGAAGGAGAAAGGACAAAAGACCUGCUUGGCUCAAAGUACCAUUGUACUUUGUAGUUAUUGCUGUUCUUGUUAGAUUAUAUAUGAGAUUGGAUAGUGUUUCAAAUAGAGAUAGGACUAAAACUUUAAUUUAUAAUGCUACUAUUGUGAAUGAUAAUGAAAUGUUCUUAGGAUCAGUACUUAUUGAAGGAGAAAAAAUUAAAAUGAUUUUACAUCAAGAGAAUGACCAAGAUAAAUUGAGUAAUAUUAUGGCAGAUCGAGAAUAUGAUAAGUUUAUUAAUGGAACUGGUUUACAUUUACUUCCUGGUGUAAUUGAUGAUCAAGUGCACUUCCGAGAACCUGGAUUGACUCACAAAGCUAAUAUCUUUACUGAAUCUAGAGCUGCAGCUGCUGGAGGUGUCACAACAUUUAUUGAACAACCAAAUACUAAUCCUCAAACUACCACACAAGAAUUAUUAGAGCAAAAAUUCCAAAUUGCACAGAAUUCGUCACUAAUUAAUUAUUCAUUCAUGCUUGGAGGUACUUUGACAAAUUUGGAUGAAAUUUUAAAGACCAAUGGUAGAAAUGUUGCUGGAAUUAAGUUAUUCUUGGGAAGUAGUACUGGAAAUAUGUUAGUGGAUGAUCCUAAGGUAUUGGAUGAUAUCUUUUCUAAAACUAAAUUAUUGAUUGCUGCUCACUGUGAAGAUGAAAAGACAAUUCGUGAAAAUUCUAAAAUUCAUAAGGAAAAGUAUGGUGAAGAUGUUCCAAUUAGAUGCCAUCCAGAUAUUAGAAGUGCUGAAGCAUGUUAUCUUUCAUCCUCAUAUGCUGUUUCUUUGGCUAAAAAGCACAAUACUCGUUUGCAUAUUUUCCACAUUUCCACUGAAAGAGAAACUCAUUUAUUCGACAAUGAAACACCUCUUGCAAAGAAGAGAAUUACAUCUGAAGUUUGUAUUCACCACUUGUGGUUCAGUGAUAAGGAUUAUGAAACUAAGGGAGCAUUUAUUAAAUGGAAUCCAUCUGUAAAGACUGAACAAGAUAGAGAAGGAUUGUGGAAAGCUCUAUUGGAUGAUCGUUUAGAUGUCAUUGCUACAGAUCACGCCCCUCACACAAUCAGUGAAAAGACAAGUAGUUACUUCAAAGCAGCAUCUGGUGGUCCACUUGUUCAACACAGCCUAGUUGCCAUGCUCGAUUUUUAUCAUCAAGGAAAAAUUAGCUUGGAAAAGAUUGUGGAAAAGAUGUGUCACAAUCCUGCCAUUGUUUUCCAAAUUGAAAAGAGAGGUUUUAUUAGAAAGGGAUUUAAGGCUGAUCUGGUUUUGGUUGAUUUAGAUGACCCAUGGACUGUUGAUAAGAGUAACAUUUUGUACAAGUGUGGAUGGUCUCCAUUUGAAGGUCAUACAUUCAAGUCAAAAGUCAAAAAGACUUUCGUUAAUGGUGCUCUUGUUUAUGAUGAAGGAGAAAUUAAUGAAAAGGUCAGAGGUCAAAGAUUACUUUUCGAAAGAUCAUAA